AUGAGUGGAGCCUAUAGUCAUCAACGUAUCAAGUUAUUUAACUGUUUGCACUCAAAAAUAAAUAAACCUAAUGGUGCCUUUAAAAUAUGUUACUCGACAAGUGAUAGUCAUCCUUCAAUAUGGACAACUGACAACACACAUUGUAUGAAUGCAGGAAUUCGUUGGCUUAAAAAUAUGCCAUUCAACUUGUAUCUUUUUCUGGACAUGCUCUACAUGGAAUAA
This is a messenger RNA of Rotaria socialis, 222 nucleotides long. Lineage: Eukaryota; Metazoa; Rotifera; Eurotatoria; Philodinida; Philodinidae. The record is from the annotation of a GenBank genome assembly.